This is a messenger RNA of Knipowitschia caucasica, 2592 nucleotides long. The record is from the annotation of a GenBank genome assembly. Lineage: Eukaryota; Metazoa; Chordata; Actinopteri; Gobiiformes; Gobiidae.
AUGGUUACGGGCAGCAACCGGCACCACCUCAUCGACACAGGACGGGCAUCUACUGCUGAACAAAAGGCCAAACAUGUGCAAGAAGAGCUCAAGUGCCAGAGGCAGAACGCCGAGAGCAGCAGAGUGCAGCAUCAGCAGCGCACCAAAGAGCUGGAGAAGCAGCACCAGCGAGACCUGCAGGAGUUUCAGAAGGAGAGGCAGUUUAUGGAGAGGCAACACCAGCAGGACAUAAACAAACUCAAUCAAGAGCUGUCGCAGGCCCGAGCGCAGCACAACGUCCUGCAGGCGCAACUGGAGAAGCGCACUCCCCUCUUGCUCACCCACCACUGCGGUCAGUUUGUUCCCAGUGGAAAUGUUAAGCGACAAAGGAGUCUGUACAUAAACAAAGUUUGCCAAAAGAAAGAGGCACAAGCACAAGCAAAAAUUGUGGAAGCUUCUCGAGAGGCAGAAGCCUUGACUGCGAGCCUCAAGCAGAGUCAGAAAAAGGAAAAAUCCCUUGAGGACGACGGGAGGAGGCUUACAGAGGAGAGGGACCACGCCCGCUGUUUACUCAGGGAACUGCAGGAGCAAAAGGCUGCCAUCACUCCUAUACAACCACUACAGAUCUGUGCUCCUGUUCAGACUUUCUCUAAUGCCUCAUUGUACCAAACACGAAAGCCCAGCCCCACUCACACAGCUAAGCAAAAGGGAGAGGAGGUUAACAGACCGUUGGAAAUCAAAGUGCCUUAUCCCACUGACCGAGAGCCAGGAGAAGGCAUCGACUCUGAACACUUAAGUGACAAUCUCUUCAUAAAAUCAGAGGAUUUACAGAGGGAGGAAUGUGAAUCACAAACAAAAAGAGAGGAUGUUUUUGAAGACGUACAAAGACACAGCUCACAAACUAUUUCUCAAGGUUCACCCUCUAAGCAGAAGAAUCUGCUGGCAGAGAAUGCAGCGUUGCACUCUGAGCUGAAAGACACUCAAGAAGAACUGCAGAAAAGACUAGACGAUCUGGAAACUCAGAGACGAGCGGAGACAGAAGCACGAACCAGACUCAAGCUACUGAGCCGGAAAAAUGCCAGCCAGGUCACGGAGAAAGAGGAGCAAUACAAGGAGUGCAAGUCACAGCUGGAGAAGGAGAGGUCUGAGGUGGAAAGGUUGAAGAAGGCCUUGGCUGCAUCAGAGACAUUGACAACAAGAGAGGGAGAAAAGUGUGAUGAGAACAACACUGUGCUUCAGGAUAAAGCCGAUGAAAUGAUAGAGCUGAACAUGGAGUUGAAGAAGCAGCUGUCGGAGGUAAAGGCUCAGCUGGUUUUAGAACGAGAAGAGCGAAAACAACACAAGGCUGAAAUUAUGAACAAAGAAAGUGCAGACAUGGAGAAAAUACAAGGGCUUCAGUCUGAGAUAGAGCAGCUUAAAGCCAGUCUAAACGACAGCUCACAGAUGGUAAAGGGGCCGGGUGCGACCAACAGCCCUGUGACCUACCUGUGCCUCCGAGAGGACGAGGACUCUGAUGCUGUGGACAACAAACCAGAGACACUCUCCUCCUGCAUGGGGAAUAGUCAGCAAAAUGCAAUGUCUCUGUCACAAGUGCUCUCUCUGCAAAAACAAAACUCAUUGGAGAAAGAGCGUGCACACGAGUACCAGAUAAAACUGGAAAUCUUACAAAACCAGGUUACGCAACAGACCCAGCAGCUGACAAUGGCUUUUGAAAUGCAAAGCAAACACAUUUCUGGUCUUUUAACUCUGAAGGAGCAGAUGCCUACAGUCUUGUGUGACGUCAGUGUUCAGACAUGCACUGAGGCUCAGCAGAGCGGCAAAGAACCAGGCUCCCAACAACUGGAUCAAAUCAGCCAUCUACAGCAACAGGUAGUGGCGCUGCAGGCAAAGCUCCAGGUUCUCUGUGAGGAGAACCAGCAGAAGACUGAGGAGCUGGCUGUGUGGAGACUGUGCUCUGAGCCGUGUGCUCUCACAGAGUCUCAGCCUGUGACUCUGCUGCGGGAGGAUGAGAUACUGCUGUCCUGCUCCUCCAACAAACUACAAGGACGCACUCUGUUCUCCAGAUUCCAAACAAAUCAAAUCUCGGAAAUGAAAGCUCUUCAUCCAUUCUCAAUUCUGCAAGAACACAACAAGAACAACUCUCAGUCUGACAAAGAGAACACUGCUCCAGCUCCAGAGAACCAAAGGGACGAUGGCAAAAGCCUCUGCAGAGGUUUGGAGCCGUUUGAAGAUCGGGUGAAGUCUGUCGGCUCUCAGACUGAGCCUGAACUCCAGCCGCACGCUCAGGAGGAAGUGACUGAACUUGAGAAGGAGCCUGCGUCUGCUGCAGCUGCAGUCCACUGCUCAAAGGACGCCAUCUCCACAGCUGCGUUCCCGAUCUCAGCCGACCCAGCGACGCUAGCGGAGCGCAUCAGACGAAGCCGAGCUCAGCUGUCUGCCGCCUUCGACGACACGGAGUACGAACCCUAUGGUCUGCCGGAGGUAGUCAUGAAAGGAUUCGCAGACAUCCCCACCGGUCCUUCCUGUCCAUACAUUGUGAGACGAGGUUUACUUGGAACGGCUGCAGUACCAGUCUUCCCGAAAAACAUGACCGACGCAGAAGAAACAGACUAA